AUGCAGGUGGGCGACUGUAUCUCUGUUGGCAAACCUCCACGGAGGCAACAAGAUGGCGUCUUGGUGGACUGGUGGGCUUGGUAUGGAGACAACGAGGCAUGUCCAGGGAAGCGCUUCUUUCUCCGGAUGAAAGACCCAGCAUUUCAUGCCAUCGACAAGAUGACCUACUCCAUCGGGCGGGCUGAAUCCUCCGACCUUGCCUUGACCAUGCCCCAAGUCAGCAGCCUCCACUGCAAGAUCACCUUCACCCCCAAGAGCAGGGAAGAUGGCGUUUUCGGCGGCAUGGACGAUGACAGGGAGUACGAGGUCAAGCUCGAGCACCUCUCUCGCACCAACCCCACCUAUGUCAACGACAAGGUCGUGGAGAGUUUCUGCAUCCUCCAGCACCUCGACGUCAUUCACGUUGCCCUCAAGACCCGAGACCCUAUCCUGUUCAUCGAUAAGAGAAGUCAGUCUUUUGUUUCUUACAGGCUGGACGAGAUUCAAGAGUCUGCUAGCCUCCGCACGGUUGAGAAUGUGUCUAGUCAGCAAGCUGAGGAGCUACCUUCGUCGCAGGCCGAAUAUGCUGGGUUGAGGGACAAAUACUUUAGUCUGGGGUCGAUCGACAUAAACCGGGGCUCUGGGAUAGAGGUGCGCCGAGUCAAACGGAAAUCAGAUCAGCAGAUCUUUGUUUGCAAGAAGUUCGUGGGGCUGCCGAGGAGAUCCAAGAACUCUGAAGCAAAACACAAGAAGGAGAUUGACCUGCUCAUGUCGAUUAAGCAUCCGAAUAUUGUCAAGUUGGAAGAUGUCUGCGUCGCCCGUUCGUCCGUCUGCCUCAUCAUGGAGCAAGUGAUGUUUUCUCGCCUCAUCAUCUCGAUGAAGCAUGAGGCUCAGACUCUCCCACAGCUUGCAGGCGAUCUCUUCAAGUACUUGCUGAAAGUGAUGAGCACCUCCAAGUCCGUGAAAAACGGCAUCGAGGAAGACCUGGCCAAGAAAUGGAUCAGCCAAGUCCUUGACGCCUUAGACUACCUCCAUGACAAGAAAAUCGUCCAUCGCGACAUCAAGGCUGAGAACAUCCUCCUCACUGAAAUGACGCCCGAAGCGACAGCCAAGCUCUGUGACUUCGGAGAAUCCAAGUUAAUUCCGAGUGGACGGAGCUCGACUCGUCAGAUAGGAACACAUGGCUUCAUGGCGCCCGAGAUCUGCGAGAAGGACGGCAAGCCGUAUGACUUCAAGGUCGACUUGUGGUCGCUGGGGAUCACCUUGUAUCAAGUGCUUAGCGGCUGGAAUGUCGAUGACAUUGAAGCGACAGGUGUCGGGACUCUCUCCUGCUCGGAAGCAGAUGAAGAUCAGAGCCAUGAAGAUAUCGACAGAGCGUUCCCAGGAGAAGAAUGGGAAAACCGCAGCAGGGAAGUGAAGGACUUGAUCACAUGCCUCCUCAAGCGAAACCCGGAGGACCGACCGACCAUCAAGGAAGCGAAGCGACAUAAGUGGUUCCUCCCCGGCGCUGAAGGGCUUGCGGAUGAAGAAGCAGCCGCUGCCAUGCACACCAGAUCGAAGAAGCGAGCGAGAGCUUCGAGAUAG
Molecule: messenger RNA, 1563 nt
Organism: Guillardia theta CCMP2712
Lineage: Eukaryota; Cryptophyceae; Pyrenomonadales; Geminigeraceae
Exons: 13
Coding region: 1-1563 (520 amino acids)
Biological process (GO): protein phosphorylation; mitotic DNA damage checkpoint signaling
Cellular component (GO): nucleus
Molecular function (GO): protein serine/threonine kinase activity; ATP binding; protein binding
Source: RefSeq, a predicted model, not a curated record